Messenger RNA from Thamnophis elegans (Western terrestrial garter snake), 1693 nucleotides. RefSeq names its product ubiquitin conjugating enzyme E2 D3 (gene UBE2D3). Lineage: Eukaryota; Metazoa; Chordata; Lepidosauria; Squamata; Natricidae. The transcript has 8 exons. Gene Ontology annotation, cellular component: nucleus. Bases 430 to 873 code for a protein of 147 amino acids. The record is from RefSeq and is a predicted model, not a curated record. Gene Ontology annotation, biological process: ubiquitin-dependent protein catabolic process; protein K11-linked ubiquitination. Gene Ontology annotation, molecular function: ubiquitin conjugating enzyme activity.
AGUGCGCAAUCCCGAAAAAGAGAAGAGGGGCCGAGCGGCGUUAUUUGCGGGAGGCGGUCGAAGGCGCGCAAGCGCUUCUUCCCGAUUGUAACGGCAGCAGGAUCGAGGUAGUCGCGGGCCCCUCGUCGCCUUUUCGCCGGAGAGGCCGGUCGGGAGACCUCCGCCGAUCGAAAGAGGCGGCACCGUUGACGUCGCGGCUGGUGUUCGGUGCGGGCGGGCGCCCCCGGCUGUUUCCGGAGGAAGGAGGAAAAGGCGAGCGAGCGAGCGGCUCCAUCCCCCACCCGCAGGGAGGGAGUGCGGCAGCGGCGGCGCAGACAGGCCCGACGAGGCGGAGGCGAAGGAGGCGCAGUUCGAGUGACCCCCGGCCGCGGCGGCCACCCACCACCACCACCACCCGCACCGCCACGCUCCCCCCGCGCAGAAGGCAGGAUGGCGCUGAAACGCAUCAACAAGGAACUUAGUGACUUGGCUCGUGACCCACCAGCUCAGUGUUCUGCAGGCCCUGUUGGAGAUGACAUGUUUCAUUGGCAAGCUACAAUUAUGGGUCCUAAUGACAGUCCAUAUCAAGGCGGUGUUUUCUUUCUGACAAUUCAUUUCCCUACAGACUACCCUUUCAAGCCACCUAAGGUUGCAUUUACAACACGAAUUUAUCAUCCAAAUAUUAACAGUAAUGGCAGCAUUUGUCUUGACAUUCUAAGGUCACAGUGGUCUCCUGCUUUAACUAUUUCUAAAGUUCUCUUAUCCAUUUGUUCACUGUUAUGUGAUCCAAAUCCAGAUGAUCCCCUAGUGCCAGAGAUUGCGCGCAUCUAUAAAACAGACAGAGACAAGUACAACAGAAUAUCUCGGGAAUGGACUCAGAAGUAUGCCAUGUGAUGCUACCUUAAGUCAGAAUAACCUGCAUUAUAGCUGGAAUAAACUUUAAAUUACUGUUCUUUUUUGAUUUUCUUAUCCGGCUGCUCCCCUAUCAGACCUCAUCUUUUUUUUUUUUUAAUUUACCUCUAUCCAUUCAUGCACAUGCUCAUCUGAGAAGACUUUAGCUCUUCCAGCUUUGGACAAUAACUGCUUUUUAGAAUUUGUAAAGUAGUUAUACAAGAACAAUUGCCCAAGAUUCAGAAUUCUUUAAAUGGAGCAUGUGUGUUGUGGCCAAUGUCUUCACUCUAACCUGGUUAUGAGAUUGAAAUCAUUCCUCACUGCUCUAACAGUUCUUCUGAAGAUAUCACCCAAAGGGAGGGGAGAUGGAUGUUCAGUUUGCUCACAUCACAGGAAAUAGCAUUGCUGUAGCUUCAUCCAUCUUGUUUUAAAACCUUCCAGUGUUAGAGACUGAGGUUUCAUGACAUACUUGUGCUCAUAACUGGUAUGGCUGGAGAAUUGGUACAGAACUUGUAGCAUCAUCAGAACAGAACACGUGAUGUAUCUUAUGCAUGUCAAUAAAGGAAUGACCAGUUCUUGUUCUACAGAGAAUGGAGAUUGGAAGUCCAACAUCCCUUGUAUUCCAAAAUAGGGUCUCGGAACAUUUUUGUAAUUCUCAUUUAAAUUUUGUUAGGAUGCUUGGAGCUAUUAGUUAAUCUAUCUUCCACAGCAGUUUAAUAUAGCACUGAAUAAAUGAUGCAAGUUGUCAAUGGAUGAAUGAUCAACUAAUAGCUCUCCUAGUAAUUGAUUUUAUUUUCUUCAAUAAAGUUACAUAAACCAAUGA